Molecule: messenger RNA, 954 nt
Organism: Plasmodium vinckei vinckei
Lineage: Eukaryota; Apicomplexa; Aconoidasida; Haemosporida; Plasmodiidae
Product: 26S proteasome regulatory subunit RPN8, putative
Exons: 2
Coding region: 1-954 (317 amino acids)
Biological process (GO): proteasome-mediated ubiquitin-dependent protein catabolic process
Cellular component (GO): proteasome regulatory particle; proteasome complex
Molecular function (GO): metallopeptidase activity; protein binding
Source: RefSeq, a predicted model, not a curated record
AUGGAAAAUGAUAUAUUUGAGAAAAAUAUAAAUGUGCUUGAAAGAAUAUAUUUAAGCAAACAUGUUGUAGUACAUCCUAUAGUAUUACUAUCAGUAGUAGAUCAUUAUAAUCGUAUUGCAAGUAAUACAAAAAAAAGAGUUUUAGGGACUAUCUUAGGAGAAAAAAUUGAUGGUGUUGUGCAUAUAACAAAUAGCUAUGCAUUACCAUUUGAUGAAGAUAUUAAAGAUAUAAAUAUAUUUUUUAUAGAUGAUAAUUAUAAUGAAAAUCUAUUUAAUAUGAUAAGAAAAAUUAAUACACGUGAAAAAAUUGUUGGAUGGUAUACUACUGGAUCUAAUAUAAAACCCAAUGAUAUAUUUAUUAAUGAAAUAUUUUAUAAAUAUCAUCAUGCCCCUAUAUUUUUACUUGUCAACGUACAUACAAAUCAAAGUAUUUUCCCAGUAAAUGCAUAUGUAGCUAUAGAAAAGGCUAUAUCCAAUAAUAAAUUUAGAAAGACAUUUAUUCAUAUCCCAGUUAGAAUAGGCGCAUUUGAAGCAGAAGAUGUUGGUGUUGAAUUUUUGCUAAAGGAAUUAAAAAGUGUAUCAACCUCAACACUAGCAACAAAAGUUGGCGACAAAUUAUCGUCACUAAAAACAUUAAUAUCUAAAUUAUAUGAAAUUUCUGAAUAUUUAAAUGAUAUAUUACAAGGAAAUAUAGAAAUGAAUAUAAAAAUAUUAUACAAUUUACAAAAUGUUUUUAGCUUGUUACCUGAUACUGAAAACCCAGAACUUGUUGAAGCCUUUAUGGUUAAAAAUAAUGAUAUUAUGUUAAACAUAUUUAUAGGUAGUAUUACACGAUCUGUUAUAGCUCUUCACAAUCUUAUUAAUAAUAAAAUAGAAAAUAAAAUAAAUACAGAAAAAAAACAACUUCUCGAAGAUCAAAAUAUUAAAGAAAAAGAAAAAGCCAAAGAAAAAUAA